GUCGUUACCACUGUCUCCCACCAGGUGUCAGCAAAACACACUUCUAUUAUCUGCAGCACACUUCUCUAAACAACAACUUGAUAUAAUAAUUUGGGGGGUUUUUGUUUGUUUUUGACAGUGUUGUUCUGAUUUGUCGAUCUACAUUAAUCCUUAAAAUGAUGGAUUUAAAUGGCAGUUUUUCUAAUCCAUGUAUUGGCAGGUGAUUGGAAACCAAAAAUACACGAGUUGGAGGGGGUUAGCACUUUAGGCUGCUGUUUUCCAUUUCAAAACACUAUAUUUACCAAUUUACCUUUAUUAUUUAAUGUGGAGAUAUAUCUUGUGACAAGCUGACGGGAUAAAACCGGGGUUAACGGACACAUUUCCGUGCUAGAAGCAGAUUAGGAAACACUGAGGGAAGUUACAGUUAUGUGAUGUUUUGGGUAGAGGUGGGAGGAGUGGCCUAAUCAUAACAGGAGAUCGACAAACACUGUGCACAGACUCUGCAAACCUCAGCAGUGAGGACAGGCUGUUUUCAGAUCAGCGGAGUGUUUCAUUUCACCCUCCUCGACGUGCUCCUGAAAAGUUUUUCACCUCACUCGACCCUUCAGCCAGCUUGUCCUCUACAUGGACUUGUUUCAAACUCACCCACCAGCCGUGGCGUGGACAUGGACUCCACCGCCGUUGUCUUAUAGCUGCAGCGUCUGUCGUACUGUCGGGUUUUUCAUAUGGCCGGAGCUUGCUACAAGUGUCCAGUAUCUCUGUCCGUGUUCAAGCGCUCUCUCUCGGUGGCGCCGCGGGGCUGCGGGUCCGCUCCACGGUCCCUCCUGCCGGGCUGGAGGUUAGGGGAGCGAGGCCUGCAGGAGGCCGCCCGACCCUCCAGCGCCCUCAGACCCGCUAGCUUUUACCGACACACGGCCUUCCUCUGUCUUUCCUGCCAGGAGUCCAUGAGUGAGAGUCUGCGGACCUGCUACCUGUAUCUGAACCAAACCAGCCGGAGUUUUGCAGCUGUGAUUCAGGCGCUGGACGGGGAGUUGAGACACGCGGUUUGUAUUUUCUACUUGGUGCUGCGAGCGUUGGACACUGUGGAGGACGACAUGAGUAUCCCUCUGGACAAAAAAGUUCCCAUGCUGAAUGAUUUCCACACCUACCUGUACCAGGAUGAGUGGUGCUUCACGGAGAGCCAGGAGAAAGACCGGCAGGUUCUGGAGGAUUUCCCUACGAUAUCGCUGGAAUUCAGAAACCUCGCUCAGGAAUACAGAGACGUCAUCUCAGAUAUCUGCCAUCGUAUGGGAGUAGGAAUGGCUGAAUUCCUGGAGAAGAAAGUUGGAUCCAUGAAGGAGUGGGACCAGUAUUGCCAUUAUGUGGCGGGGCUGGUUGGAAUCGGUCUCUCUCAGCUCUUCUCAGCAUCCCAGCUUGAGGACCCUGAGGUGGGGCGGGACACAGAGCUGGCCAACUCCAUGGGCCUGUUCCUGCAGAAGACCAACAUCAUCCGAGACUAUCUAGAGGACACACAAGAGGGACGUGCCUUCUGGCCACAAGAGGCCUGGAGUCAGUUUGCAGGUCGUCUCGAAGACUUGGCCCAACCAGAGAAGCUGGAGUCUGCUCUGUCGUGCCUCAACCUGCUGGUCACUGAUGCUCUGCGACACGUUCCAGAUGUUAUCACCUACCUAUCCCGCCUGCGCAACCAGAGUGUCUUCAAUUUCUGUGCUAUUCCGCAGGUGAUGGCAAUAGCUACACUAUCAACAUGCUACAACAACCCCAUGGUGUUCCAGGGAGUGGUGAAGAUCAGAAAGGGACAGGCUGUCACCCUCAUGAUGGAAGCCACCAACAUGAGAGCUGUGCAGAAUAUCAUCACUCAGUACAGCCAGGAGAUUUUACAGAAGGUCUCCCUCACCGAUCCGUCACGGGACAAGACCCUGCACAUCCUGGCCGUAAUCCGAGACAAGUCUGCACUGUCGCAGUCAAGCCUCCCCUCCAGGACCCACCACCUGUCGCCCAUGUACCUGUCCGCUGCCAUGCUGCUGGCCGCUCUCAGCUGGCAGUACCUCAGCACCACUGCGGCACAGGCGCAGGGCACUGGCGACAUGCAGGGACAGUGAACCCCCAUGGUGGCUACAGACUGAAGAAAACCUCUCUUCCCUCUCUGGAGGUCUGGCUCUCCUCUCACCAGAGGAAUCUGAAGCACCUCUUCCUCACUUUGCCCUCUUUGUUAUGGCCGUCACAGGACCAUGGACAUAUUUAGACUAUAGAGGGGUUCUGGUAGCAGGCUGGUCACAUUAGGUUGUUUGAUAGUGAUUUGUGGUUGUCCAUCCUGCAUCUGGAUUAAUUAUUUACACACAGUUGUGUGGUUAUACUGUAUUCACCAGCAUUAACAGCACAUUGAAACAAUUCAGGGUGUUUUAUCAUCAUUUGAUGGUUAAGCUGAUCAUGUGUUUCCUCCAUUUGUGUUUGAUUUGUUUGACCCAUUGUUUGGAUUGAUUUAAAUUAUUCUGCAUAUUUGAAUAUGUCAAGACUUAAAUUAAUUUUCUCUGUUGAGUUGUCUGAAAUGUUUCAAUAUGCAAAACAUGACACUGCCCAUUUUAGCAUUUUAGGGGAACACAGUCACCAAACUUCAUUUAAUUCUUCUUCUAACUUUGUGUCAGAUCUUAGUUUUCUUAGUUUUCAUGUCAACUCAAAGCUAGCUUAAUAUUCCACUUGUUAUGUGUCUACAGGAGAAACACUUAAAGAACUGUUACAGCAGUGCACUUGAAAGCACUUGCGCUGUAUGAAUGUGCUGCGUAGAUGUGGAUGUGAGCAUUUCCUCCCAGUAGAGCUUUGUUUCAACACUCUUACGCCUUUGUUUAUUCUGUUUGAACUCUAUGUACUUUGAAAUAGGAGAAAAGGAAAUGAACAGUGCAAUUCCAAGGUAGUUUCAUUAGACAUUGACUGUUGAAAUGAAUAAGGGAGAACAAAGAUAUACUAAACAAAUGUAAUUUCUGAUACAUUUGAUAUGAGAAAUGCAUAUUGAGACUGCUAGCUUAAGUGUCCUUAAAUGCAGCUUUGGUGAGGCUAGCACAGAGUAACCUUGCACAGAACCAAAGGAGAGCUACAAACAUUGCUAUGUAAUGUGAAAUUCUGAUUUGUACAUAUUUGAACUAAUAAAGAGGUGAAAUAAUCUAAA
Molecule: messenger RNA, 3139 nt
Organism: Lates calcarifer (barramundi perch)
Lineage: Eukaryota; Metazoa; Chordata; Actinopteri; Centropomidae
Gene: fdft1
Product: farnesyl-diphosphate farnesyltransferase 1
Exons: 7
Coding region: 705-2078 (457 amino acids)
Biological process (GO): farnesyl diphosphate metabolic process; cholesterol biosynthetic process
Cellular component (GO): endoplasmic reticulum membrane
Molecular function (GO): squalene synthase [NAD(P)H] activity
Source: RefSeq, a predicted model, not a curated record